Molecule: messenger RNA, 1467 nt
Organism: Sphenostylis stenocarpa
Lineage: Eukaryota; Viridiplantae; Streptophyta; Magnoliopsida; Fabales; Fabaceae
Source: the annotation of a GenBank genome assembly
AUGCAAGAAGGAACACUCUUCUUCAUGGGUUGUGUUCCGGCAUGCAUUUCCUUGGAUAAUCAUAAUUCAAUUAAGCAUAAAUUGGAGCUUGUUGAUAAAAUUUCAUUGGUGUCUUGUCUUCACAUUCUUUUGGUGGUGAGAGAGAAGGGAGAAAAACCAUUAUCAAAAAAGAGGAGAAAGGGCAAGAUGGUGUUGAGGAAAGUGGGGAAGUAUGAGAUUGGAAGGACCGUUGGAGAAGGAACCUUUGCCAAGGUAAAGUUCGCUCAGAACACGGAAACUGGCGAGAGUGUUGCCAUGAAGGUGCUCGACCGUAGCACCAUCAUCAAGCACAAAAUGGUCGACCAGAUGCUAGAGAUCAAGAGGGAAAUUUCUAUUAUGAAGCUAGUCAGGCAUCCAUAUGUUGUUCGUCUGUGUGGUGAAUUGUUUGAUAAAAUUGUAAGCCAUGGGCGUCUCAGCGAAGCUGAAUCUAGAAGAUAUUUCCAACAGCUUAUUGAUGGUGUAGAUUACUGCCACAGUAAGGGUGUUUAUCACAGAGAUUUAAAGCCUGAAAAUCUUUUACUUGAUUCACAAGGAAAUAUAAAGAUUUCAGAUUUUGGUUUGAGUGCAUUUCCAGAACAGGGGGUCAGUAUGCUUCGGACAACUUGUGGAACUCCGAAUUAUGUAGCUCCUGAGGUACUCAGUCACAAGGGUUACAAUGGUGCUCCGGCAGAUGUUUGGUCCUGUGGAGUUAUCCUCUAUGUUCUAUUGGCUGGAUAUCUUCCCUUUGACGAACUUGAUCUAACUACGUUGUACAGUAAGAUUGAGAAAGCACAGUUUUCAUGCCCUACUUGGUUUCCUGUGGGAGCAAAGUCUUUAAUACACAGAAUUUUGGACCCAAACCCUGAACAUCGUAUUACCAUUCAGCAGAUAAGGAAUGAUGAGUGGUUCCAGAAGGGAUAUGUUCCAGUCAGUCUCCUCGAGUACGAAGAUGUAAAUCUGGAUGAUGUAAAUGCUGCAUUUGACAAUGUUGAGGAUCAGAUCACUAAUAGGCAACGUGAAAAUGCCGACAUGGGUCCUCUCACUCUUAAUGCAUUCGACAUGAUAAUUUUAUCUCAAGGCUUAAACCUAGCAACCUUAUUUGAUCGUGGACAGGACACUCUGAAAUAUGAAAAACGCUUCAUCAGUCAAAAGCCACCGAAAGUGAUUUUAUCAAGUAUGGAAGUUGUGGCACAAUCGAUGGGAUUUAAGACGCAUAUUCGCAACUACAAGAUGAGAAUAGAGAGCAUUUCAGCAAACAAGGCUUCUUAUUUCUCAGUUAUAUUGGAAGUUUUUGAAAUUGUUCCUACUUUCUUCAUGGUGGACAUUCAGAAAGCAGCUGGAGAUGCUAGUGAAUAUCUCAAGUUUUACAAGAAUUUUUCUAGCAAUCUUGAGGACAUCAUGUGGAAACCACCCCAUGAAAAAAGCAAAUUAAGGAACUCCCGAGACUAA